This is a messenger RNA of Colletotrichum destructivum, 622 nucleotides long. RefSeq lists its product as uncharacterized. The record is from RefSeq and is a predicted model, not a curated record. The transcript has a single exon. NCBI's taxonomy places the organism in Eukaryota, Fungi, Ascomycota, Sordariomycetes, Glomerellales, Glomerellaceae. The coding region runs from base 174 to 416 and encodes 80 amino acids.
UUGCCACCGAAUGAAAGCUGGGAUUGUGAUGUAGGGCGUAUAACUAAAGCACCUUUCACUUCGGUCAGAUGCAACAAUUUUGACACCAGGUAUACUGCCUUCGACUUCUGUACCGAGGCGAUAUACCAUUGAACCCACGGGCACAGGGUUUGGAACCUGGCCCUGGAUAGCAGAUGCACCUAGCCGUUCGGCUUCAGAAAAACCCGCCGUCCUUGUGUUCCUGCAAAGGGUUCACAGUACGAGCAGUCCUGACAGAUUUCAUACUCCCAACCCAGCAAGAGGCGCAAUACUCAACACGAGAUUCAGGUACGAGGCAAUUGUCAGCCUCGAGCGGCAAUACAGGAUACAAGGAACCGAUCCGUGACAGACACGAACUCGGGGCUGGGUUUCACGACGAGGCAUCUUGGUCGACCUAAGUAUUCGUCGGUAUAAGGCACUGCCCAUUUCAAGUCUCGAGAGAAACUGAAUCCAAGAUUCAUCUCAGGGCGCGCAAGAUGAAACCUGAAUGUCAUGCGGCAAAGUUUGUGUAAGGAGUCCAAGUUUCCUGCUUCGUACGUCGUUCCAGAAACCACUUCUCACGUCAUCCUUCGCGUCGUCCUUCCAUCGCCAGUUAAUUCUUCCC